UAUCACCUUCAGAAUGAAUGCUGUAUUGCAGUCUAUCUUCUUCAGACUACAACAAGUAUUCUGGACGUUUUUAACACUAGUGUAUUUGCUAAAAGAUCGCAUAGUCUAUGGCAAAAGUUGCUUUGUAGUCAAAGAACACCCAAAACCGAAAUGUCUUGACGGUUGGGAUGAGCGAAUUCUUCAGACAAAGAACGUUCGGCUUCAUUAUGUACAAACAGGUGGCGACGAGAGGCCCUUGCUUUUGAUGCUACAUGGUUUUCCUGAGUUUUGGUAUUCCUGGAGAUUUCAACUUAAUCAUUUUGCUGAUAAAUAUCGGUGCAUAGCAUUGGACCAACGCGGCUAUAAUCUUUCUGAAAAACCCAAGAAUACUGAAGACUAUAACAUUGAUUUCCUUGUUGAUGAUGUACGAGAGGUAGUGGAAAGGCUAGGUUACAAAAAAUUCUUUUUGAUGGGACAUGAUUGGGGAGCAGCUGUCGCUUGGAAGUUUGCUAUAGUCUACCCCGAGUUUGUUGAUAAACUGAUCAUCCUCAAUUUGCCACAUCCAAGUGCAUUUCCACGAAUCGUAGCGGCUAAUUCCGAGCAGAGGCUUAAGAGUUGGUAUAUGUUCAUGUUCCAAACGCCCAUACUUCCCGAGAUAGUUCUACAGAGUCGUGACCUUCACGUUCUCGAUGAGGGUUUUCGCGGUAAAGGAGGUAUCCGGAACAAACAAAAUUUUACCGAUGAAGAUCUGGAAGCUUACAAACACGUAUUUUGUCAGAAAGAUGCCUUUACUGGACCCGUGAACUAUUACCGUAAUAUUCUUAAAAGCGCAGCGAAACUCGGACAAGACAUCUGCAAGCCACCAACGCUUAUUAUCUGGGGAGAUCAAGACCAGUUUUUAGUCAAAGAAGGAGCUACAAUAAGUUUAGAGUUCUGUCAAAACGGCCAAUUGAAAUUCAUCGAAGGCGCUUCGCACUGGGUUAUGCAAGAUGAGCCAGAAAAAGUAAACGAAUACGUAGAGGAGUUCCUCGAAACGCCUAAUGAGAAAAACAAAAGCGAGAUCUCAUUAUCAAAGAUUUAA
This is a messenger RNA of Cylicocyclus nassatus, 1060 nucleotides long. The record is from the annotation of a GenBank genome assembly. NCBI's taxonomy places the organism in Eukaryota, Metazoa, Nematoda, Chromadorea, Rhabditida, Strongylidae.